Molecule: messenger RNA, 449 nt
Organism: Zophobas morio
Lineage: Eukaryota; Metazoa; Arthropoda; Insecta; Coleoptera; Tenebrionidae
Gene: cec2
Exons: 2
Coding region: 66-395 (109 amino acids)
Source: RefSeq, a predicted model, not a curated record
AUAGCUCCCAUCACUUCUUCAUCAACAGAGCUAGUAAUAAAAAAUUAUUCCGUCCAGGUUUUAUCAUGGGUGUAAAAUUGGUGAUUUUGUGUAGCAUUUUUUUCGUUGCGGAAAUAUUGGCGGCCCCGCAACCACUCGACUGGAACCAGCUGGGAGUAAACGCUCUGAAUCUGGGCAAGAAGGCUUUACCUGCUGGGUGUAGACUGUUGGGUGGACAACAACCGCCACCGCCGCAGAUCUACUACGUCAACCCAUAUCCAUAUUAUCAAAAUUACCCGCCAAAUAGACAAGCACCUGUGUACUACCAACCGCCCGCUCAGUACCCGCAAAAUAAUCUACCACCCACUCAGGCCCGUCAGCCGAAUUUCGAAAAUAACCAAGUCCAGCAAGAUUAACAUGUAAUAAUUAACUAUUAAUUGAAUGUACCAAAAUAAACAAAUCAAGUAGCA